Molecule: messenger RNA, 3132 nt
Organism: Solea senegalensis (Senegalese sole)
Lineage: Eukaryota; Metazoa; Chordata; Actinopteri; Pleuronectiformes; Soleidae
Product: actin, alpha cardiac muscle 1
Exons: 7
Coding region: 1845-2978 (377 amino acids)
Source: RefSeq, a predicted model, not a curated record
CUCAAUAGCAACAGCUAAAGUGAGAGGUGCACUAUGGGACUUUGAGCAGCCUUCAAGUGUCUCUGUGUCUAAUCCAGGCACUGGCAUCAGCCUUUUCUUGGUCAACAAAUGUUUUACUGUUUACAAAUAUAAUUAUAUAUGACCCACAUUCUUCCCCUAACUGUGGUGGUCCUAGCGGAGAAUAAACAUAAAGAUGUAAUAUGAUGGCACAAGGUCAGUUUUUUUUCCCUCUGGAUCAUUUCGACAUUUCCAUUGCUGGACUCAGGUUAUAUGUAAAGAUGCUGUUAAAAUGUAAUAUAGACGCUCACAUACUUCUUCCUCCCGCUGUAUCUCAGGUCUCCACAGGUCGACUUAACUAAACUCGGGUCGUAAAACAUUAGCAUUCGCUGAAUACUGGGGUAAAAGGAUGUUCAAAGCAGACCGCAGCCCUCGCGUUCAUUACAUAAGACCAAAACAAAGAGUCACACUGCAGUGAAGGGUUAGGGCUCGGGGUCGGGUGACAGCAGCAUAUGAUUCACGGCUCGCUGUGCCCUUUUGUCUUGUCCUUCUCGUGGUGGGACCGUCCACUGCUCUCAGCCAAUGUUAUUUUACCGCCUUCAGAGCUUUUUCUCUCUUUGUCUCUUCCAAGUAAACCGGCAAUGUCGCUUCCCAUGUCGACUCUGCUCAGUGCAGGAAUGAAGAAGGAAUGCGGCACUUGUCACAACAAGGGAUGUUCCCUUUGCUUUAUAGUUCAGAUGUCGGGGAAAAAACAAAUUCUAUCAACAUUGUGUGUGAUUUACACUAAAGAAUAGAUUACCAUGACUUUUAAAAAUAUAAUAAUUUAACUUUAGUGAACGGACCUUUGAUAGUAUAUGUAGGCCAAAGUCGUUGUGCAUUAUGUGUUGGAAAUCAAAUUUCAUCAUUGAAAAACUGUUUUCCUGAGCUGUAACUACAUUUUUUUGUUAGGAUUUCGCUCGAACUGAUCAAUAAGUUAGAAAAUACUGUAUGCAAAUGCCAAAAACCAAAAGAGCCUAAAUUUUUUUAUCUUUUGAAAACUAUUAAUUUGCAGACACAGCAUGUUGCGUGGCCAGAACAUCAAUAACUUUAAAGAAAAUCUCAUUACAAUAAUGAAAACUCAUUGAUUUUAUGGAAAUAGCUUGCAUUAAUGCAUCGGCAAACAUAUCUUCUCAUCUGCCAUAUGGUGAGCCUAGAAACAAGCCACCAUGUUACAACGGAAUGUACAGGGUCUAUAUGAAAUCGUAAAGACUUUUAGACUCUUCUGAUUUGUUGAGACGAAUCAGUUUUGUGGAGUUUGGAGUCAAACGGCUGCAGAUGUGGAACACAGCUGUCUACUCAUUUGGAACUGUAGAGCUCCAUGUGUCCUGCCAGACUAUGUAUCAUGAGACAAUUAUAGUUAUCUAGAUAUUUAUUAAUUGUUAAAAUGUGUUUUGUUUUUCAAGUAAUUAGGAGAAAGACGUGUGUCUUUGUUUUAAAUCUUAUUCUAUUGUUUGAGGUUAUUUUCCUGAUAUCGAUAGUCAUUAUCUUGGUAUUACUCACCAGUAUUCUGGUCAUUUAUUGACAGUUUAAAGGCAGCCUGUUAUUGUCUCUUUGCUCUCUCUGCUGUCCUCCCUACAUGGACAGCAGGCACACAUGUCCACACGGGAGUUCCCUCUCCUUGUCAUGCCAUUCAUGGAGUGGCUGUUGUCAACGGAGCAGUGGGAUACCAAAUAUGGAGACGGGGUCUCACUGCUCAGCCCCAUCUCUCAUACACUUGUCUGGGUAUAAAUUGGAGCAUCAUGACAGUUCAGCACCCCCUGGUUCACACACUCAACAUCCAAAGCCUGGUGCUGAUCUGAGCUGAUACCAUGUGUGACGACGAGGAAACUACCGCGCUUGUGUGCGACAACGGCUCCGGCCUGGUGAAGGCUGGGUUCGCCGGAGAUGACGCACCCCGCGCCGUGUUUCCUUCCAUCGUGGGUCGCCCCCGUCACCAGGGCGUCAUGGUCGGUAUGGGCCAAAAAGACUCGUACGUCGGCGACGAGGCUCAGAGCAAAAGAGGCAUCCUGACCCUGAAAUACCCCAUCGAGCACGGCAUCAUCACCAACUGGGACGACAUGGAGAAGAUUUGGCACCACUCGUUCUACAACGAGCUGCGCGUGGCUCCGGAGGAGCACCCCACUCUGCUGACAGAGGCUCCCCUCAACCCAAAGGCCAACAGAGAGAAGAUGACCCAGAUCAUGUUUGAGACUUUCAACGUUCCCGCCAUGUACGUGGCCAUCCAAGCCGUGCUGUCUCUGUAUGCGUCUGGACGCACCACAGGUAUCGUCCUGGAUUCCGGCGAUGGUGUGACCCACAACGUGCCCAUCUAUGAGGGUUACGCUCUUCCUCACGCCAUCAUGCGUCUGGAUUUGGCCGGUCGGGACUUGACAGAUUACCUCAUGAAGAUCCUGACCGAACGUGGCUACUCUUUUGUCACAACCGCCGAGCGUGAGAUCGUGCGUGACAUCAAGGAGAAGCUGUGCUACGUGGCUCUGGACUUUGAGAACGAGAUGGCCACCGCCGCUUCCUCCUCCUCCCUGGAGAAGAGCUACGAGCUGCCCGACGGUCAGGUCAUCACCAUCGGCAAUGAGCGUUUCCGCUGCCCGGAGACCUUGUUCCAGCCGUCAUUUAUUGGCAUGGAGUCUGCAGGCAUUCACGAAACCACUUACAACAGCAUCAUGAAGUGCGACAUUGACAUCCGCAAGGACCUGUACGCCAACAACGUCAUGUCAGGCGGCACCACCAUGUACCCCGGUAUUGCUGACCGCAUGCAGAAAGAGAUCACCGCUCUGGCCCCCAGCACCAUGAAGAUUAAGAUCAUCGCACCCCCGGAGAGGAAAUACUCGGUAUGGAUCGGCGGCUCCAUUCUCGCCUCUCUGUCCACCUUUCAGCAAAUGUGGAUCAGCAAACAGGAGUAUGACGAGGCUGGACCCUCCAUCGUCCACAGGAAGUGCUUCUAAGCACCAGAAUGACUCUCUCUCCUCACUCUCCUGUCACCGCUGCUCCCUUCUGUGCCAAAUUCCCAUUUUUUUUCUAUUCGUACACACCGUCGUCAAAUAUUUGUUUACGCUUAAAUGUAUAGGUUUAUAAAUAAAUGACAAUCGGGACAUCCAA